Vitrella brassicaformis is the source of this 1775-nucleotide messenger RNA. The record is from the annotation of a GenBank genome assembly. Lineage: Eukaryota; Vitrellaceae.
CCAUGGCCAAUUCAUGUCAAUUGAAUGUGUGAGUAAGUGCCAAUCAUUCGCCAGGUCCACACACACACACACACACACACGCCCAGAUAUGUAUACACACGAUACAUACAGGACCUACUCAGGCGUAUGUAUGAGUGGAUGAAUGGAUGUCUCACUUUGCAUCACAUCACAUUUCCAGUCUGUCUUGUCAUGAAUGUGACCAAUGGAUCCUACUCAAUCAAUCACUCAAUCGAAAGCAUAAGUGACCUCCAAAUAAGGUUGCCACGUCCACGAAUGCGUGUGGGGCGCGUCAGGCAUUGCGUACUUGUGUUCAGGGAAGGGUUUGUGUUCGGUCAUGGUGGCCAUCCACUUGUCGAAAGAAUCCUGACCCACAACCUGCACGCACAACACAGAAGAGAGUCUCUCUCACGCGCUCACUCGAUGUCCGCAAGGCAUGAGGACCACACAUUGUGUACAAUGAACACCGUCACCGGCAGCAGCUGGGCCAGCAGCUGUGCUCUGGGAGAAGGGCACAGCUGACGACGACGCACUGGCCGAGUGGCGGAGCUGUAGCUGUCGUUCGAUGGCGGCCUGGUGCAGCUGGGUAAGACGGUGCUGCUUAGAGGAGAGGUCAUCGAGCAGCCGAGACACUGACGGCAGAUCGAGAGACGACACACUAUUAGCACUAAGACGACUGCACACAAGAGGGAAAUGGACACAUGCUCACCGCUGCUGUCGGGGUGUGUGUGUGGUUCCUUGCCUGUGUGGUGGUUGCGUCAAUGACAGCUGUUGUUGAGUAACUCUUGCUCGGCAUCAGCACGCGCAGCCCUGCACGCAAAUGACAUCAGCAGCCUCGACUUGUGUUUGCAAACCCUCCCCCUCCCUCCGCACCUUUCUCCCUCAGCGCCUUCAGCUCCCUCAGGUCAUCCCUCUCGCAUCUCAGGCUGAUGGUGAGUGCUGCAUCACCAGCUGGACGGGGUCGGUGGCUGGGGGAAAAACGGGGAGACGGGAAAAUCGCCAGUCUUGUCCGCUCGAAUUAAGCGAUCUUCCCAUGACAGGCUGGAAAAAGGCAGCAGGUCAGCCUGACAUGGCAACACACACGUAAAGUUUCGCUCCCUGCCGUUUCCUCCCCCGCUCACCUCCAGCAGGUCGGCGAUGCCCUCGAGGAGGAUCAGGAGAAACCACAUCUCGACCGACAGCACCCUCUGCGGAUGCGCCUCAGACCCCAGCGGUCCAGCCGCCUCACGCACGGCCCUCACACACGCGUCGAGCCUCCCAUCCCUGCUGGCCUCCCGCAGCGUGCCAAGAUCAGCCGCUGCAUAAACGUGGUCACACACAAGACACCGCAGCCCGUGGCGUUGGCCAGUGUGUGUGCAAGCCGCUGGAGAUGGCCUCGAUGCUGUUUGGACAAGCGCCAUUUGAUGAAAGCCACUGGUGCGCGGCGCAUCUGCCACCACACGGAGCUUCUCCUGUGGUUCGGCCGAUCCAGUCGUCGAAGGAGUUGCCUCAUCCUGAUCGCCAUCUUGACUCACAUCCGCCUGUUUCUUCUGUGCAUUUCCACAACGACUGGCACGUCGACUGCAUUUUUCAGCCGCGCCCUCCUCAGAUCAUGAAUGCAGAGGCGACGUUUUCUUCUUGCUGCUCUCACACAGACAGGCGGGACAAGCAGCAGAUCCGCCUCGUACUGCGACUGCAAACAGGCACCACAAACAGCACCUUGCGGUCAUGGCAGCCACUGGCAGAUGUACGCUCCCUCACCUGCUGAUGUUAUUCUCGCAAGCAACGCGAGUUUUGAG